GGCGACUUUGAUGCAACAUUCGGGUAACAGAUUCAGAGCCUCUACAGAGUGAGGCGAAGCGCUGCCCCUGGUCACUUGCUCAGCCUAGAUGCCAAGAGUCCUGUUCCACAGGGUUGACAGUAUGUUAUAGUGUCAUGGAGCACAGUACACUUUUCUUAGUUUCAUUAUUUUUUACUUUUUAAAAGUUUGCUGAAGGUUUUUCUUCCAACGUCGGACGAAUGGAGAGGUUUCGUACAUGUAGUUUGUUUCUCACUGACUGUUUCAUCAGCUCGUUCUCGGUGUAGAUUCAUUUGUAGUCCUGGCAGUGAAGAUGCUCCUCUGGGUCGGGGCUCUGGUUCUCCUGGUGUUGGUGGAAGGUUACCGAGACAACAUGUGUCCACGGAGAGAUCCAGCUCGCGGGGUAUUGGUGUUGAGCCCGGGCAGCGAAGUCCUCCUUCAUUGCCAUGGUGAUGUCAUUGUUGACAGAGUGUUGAAAGUCCGGGGAAAAUCUGAGAGACCCUUCAUUGGGGCUUACCAGCAAAACACGCGGACAUCCUCAAAUGAGGGCCACAGGAUGCAAACGGCAGAAAGCUCUACUGUAACCUACCAAACGGAGACAGUGAGAUUGACAUAUCAUGAAGGAACCUCAGACGGAACCUCAGAUAGAACCUCAGAUGGAACCUCAGAUAGAACCUCAGACGGAACCUCACAUGAAGAAUACCAGGAAGAGGGCGUGGUCACCCCCACUGGCGGACACUAUGAUAAAAACAGAACCACAUCUGGAGCUCACCAAAGGGAGACCGGGAGAACAUCCACUGAAGGGUUCCGUAGAGAGACAAGUGGAACCUCUUCAGUGGGAAAUGAUGAACACACAGACGGAACCCUACCUGAGGAACACGAGAGAGAGACGGGGGUGCCAGUCCCAUCGGUCAACCAGGAGGAAGCUGUCAGCGCAAGGUCACACCUGUCGUCUAGCAACCACGAGAAAGCUGUCAGCGCAAGGCCACACGCGUCGUCUAGCAACCAGGAGGAAGCUGUCAGCGCAAGGCCACAUGCGUCGUCUAGCAACCAGGAGGAUGCUGUCAGCGCAAGGCCACAUGCGUCGUCUAGCAACCAGGAGGAAGCUGUCAGCGCAAGGCCACAUGCGUCGUCUAGCAACCAGGAGGAAGCUGUCAGCGCAAGGCCACAUGCGUCGUCUAGCAACCAGGAGGAAGCUGUCAGCGCAAGGCCACAUGUGUCGUCCAGCACAUCAGGAGUGGGCUCCACAGUGGUCGCCAAGCCUCCUUUGCAGGAUGAUGUCACAGCAGAGGGAGGAGCUGUGGCACUGGAGAGGCGGAGUUACUGGACUCGGAAUGGUGUGCUGGUGCAAGGCAGUACAGGGAUGAGCCCUCUCACUCUGCCUCACUUUGGCCUCAUGGAUGUAGGAAAUUACAGCUGCUACAGACAGGGGGCGCUGAUGAGCAGUGUGAACAUCACACUUGGAACUCCGCCAGUGCGGCCCACUCUGUCAUGCUACAGGAGGUCACCUGGCAGCAACAUCCGCUGUGAUUGGACAUCGCCACAACCCGUGGUGCCCAUUCCCAAGUGCUACAUCCUGCUUGAGAAAAGCCGGCGUGCCUCAGUAGUGAAGUGUUCCUACUCUGUGCUCUACUCACGCUGCUGGUGCGUGCUGGAGGCUGUGGGGAUGGACAGGAGUGUGUACGCGGCCAGGCUGUGUGUGACCAACGCGGCCGGCAACGCCACAAGCCCUGAGGUCCGCUUUACAGCAGAGAACGCCAUAAAGCCAGACCCUCCGGCUUCAGUGAGGGUGAGUGGGGUGGAGGGCGGGGAGAGGAUGCUGGGCGUGGCCUGGUCUUACCCCGCCUCCUGGAGGAGGGGCUUCUACUUAUUACGCUUCCAGCUAAAGUACCGACCAACGCAAAGAGAAAAGUAUCAGACAGUAGAGACUGAGGCCCAGUCCUGGACCAUCACAGAUGCUCUGCCUCACACUGACUAUGAGCUGCAGCUGCGGGCUAGAGAGGAAUUCAGCAUCGGCCACUGGAGUGACUGGAGCCCACCUGUAUACUCCCGCACCUGGACAGCAGCAGUUCUGGAGUUGACUACCCCCUCUCAGGACCCUGUGUGGAUUGAGGAAGGCUCUGGGUCUGGUGAAGACAUAAUGACAGAUGCAGCCGUGUCCGAGGACUCGUUUGACAUGUUUGGCAGCGUGUUUGGCGUCUGCGUGCUGGCGGGAAUGGUCAUUCUGCUGUCGGUGUAUGUGUUUAGACACAGGAUGCGUUUCGCGUCCACGCUGGGUAAGCUGGGUUCAGCCUCAGCCUCUGCGGCGCCCCCUGCUGCCCGUCCUCAGCCACCCGCCCUGGAGGAAGACAAGCCUCUGAUGUCACCCGUCAGCCCCACGCCCUCACAGUUCACCUUGCAGCAUCAGCUCCCGCCUGUACAGGAGGACAGUGGCCAGAAUGUCCAUUUCCACAACAUGGGCUACUUUCUAGUGCCCAAGGAAUGAAGAUGACACAAAGGACUCAAAAACACUUUGCUGAUUCGAAAUGAAUCCAACCGUUUCAGAAAGUUUAUACUUUACCUCUGUACCUGUUUACCUCAAGUUUGUACUUAGUUUUUCAUGGCUUGGUUGUGGUCAAAUAUAUAUUUUUUUCAGCUUUCUAUCUGAGUGAAAUGACCCUGAAGUGAUAGCAAUGAUAAAAAACUGGUAAGAUUCUCUCAAGUCUAAAGAAAGGUGCUUCCUUUCUCAUCUACACUGGGCAAUCCUUUACUAAGAAAAUGAUCCCUGAUAAUGCGGUCCCACAGUCCCUUGCUGUAGCAGCACUGAAAGUGACACGCCAUUUGGCUAUUCACAAAAAAAAAAUAUAGACAAUAAAAAUGUAAACAGUAAACAAACAACCAACAUAAACUAUGUCAAUAUUAUCAGCCAUUGCAUAAUUAUGUAGCCUAGAGUAAAUGUCAGAUUCUCUCAACAAUGCAUGUCCUUUACAUCUUUCCUGAAACUUCCUUUACAUCUUUCCUGAAACUUUCUUGACUUCCCUUCUUUAUCUAGGUCAAGAAAAAGUGCUUAUGAAAAUACAUAGAAUGUAAUUUUUUGACUAUUCAACCUCAGCCUCUGUACAGUAUAUUAUCAUGUGUAUGUGUUACAACUUUAUUUUUAUUGAUGUCAGACAAUAGUCAAUAAAGUAUUUUGAUACAAAA
Messenger RNA from Alosa sapidissima (American shad), 3177 nucleotides. RefSeq names its product interleukin-6 receptor subunit alpha-like. Gene Ontology annotation, cellular component: membrane. Gene Ontology annotation, molecular function: cytokine receptor activity; protein binding. The coding region runs from base 311 to 2482 and encodes 723 amino acids. NCBI's taxonomy places the organism in Eukaryota, Metazoa, Chordata, Actinopteri, Clupeiformes, Clupeidae. The transcript is spliced from 9 exons. The record is from RefSeq and is a predicted model, not a curated record.